Molecule: messenger RNA, 10037 nt
Organism: Schistocerca gregaria
Lineage: Eukaryota; Metazoa; Arthropoda; Insecta; Orthoptera; Acrididae
Exons: 9
Coding region: 580-2364 (594 amino acids)
Source: RefSeq, a predicted model, not a curated record
ACUUGAUAUAUGAAGAAAAGAAGAAAUUGAACCUGAUACCAAUUGCCAGCCCACGUAGCGCCAUCUCCAGUGAUGAUGCCAAAGUGAGUUACGAGGUUGACAAUUAUUGCGGCUAGGUCUUCGUAUUUGCAUUGUAUUGAAUCCGUUGUUUAUAUACAACAAAGGCUGAAAUGCAGAAACAGCCAGAGUGUAAGUGGAGCAGUGAUGUAUUUGAUGUGUCAGCUUUCAUCAUUCGUCAGAGAAGUUUGAUUUAUGAAGAAAAGAAGAAAUUGUGGAUGGUAGAGAGUGAGAAUCACACAGCGCUAGAUAAUUUAACAAUUCGCCACCCCGAAUCUUAAAGAUCCGUGGAACAGAGACUUGGCUUCAGGUGCAGUAACAUAUGUUCGAGAGAAAGUGAAAAUCUUCAACAGUCGAAGGUCCAACUUGCAAUACCAAUGUUAAGCAUAAAUUAAAAGCUAUUCUUUCAUUGUUCACGGAUGCUGAAGUAAUAUAGUAAAAAAUAAAACACCAAGAAGAAUAAUUUAGAACAAAAAUCAAAGCAUUGCUGUCACAUUCAUUACUAAGCAGUUAGAUCGUAAAAUGGUUCGCUAUGGAGAAUAUUCACCCCUGAACCCAACUUGCAGAACAUCUAGCAAGCUGCUUCUGGGGAUUGGGGAGUAUGAUGAAAGGAAGCGCUUAUUAGAAGAAAAAAAGAAGCAGGAACAUAAACAGGUCCGCCCAGCUAGAAAAGAAUGCUCCCAACCAUCCAGUAUGCAAAAUUAUAUUGCGCCUGCUGCCCCAAAAUUCUCGUCCUCUGUUGCUGAUAAAUCUGUCCAAGUUGAAUGUGAUGCUGCCAAUGAUCAGAAUAAACUUCGUCGUACAUAUGUUGAUCAGUGUGUACAGGUGACUGAACCACCAGCAGUGGAUAUUCGCGAAGAUCUAUUGAAGGAUGACUAUGGAAUUCCGUACAAAAGCAAUCCAAAAAGAAAAUAUAUCGGUGGACUUCACGAUUUAGAAGUUGCUGCAGAUGAAAAGCUGAGCCUCAAUAUUGAAGACAGUACUGUAAAGAAUUCCAUUGAUUUUAGCAUGCUGAGCCCUAGAGAUAGGAGACUGAUGGAAUUUUGUGGCAGUGGCAGUUAUAACCCAAGCUUUUAUGAGAAGUGGAAAUCUCCUACAAGAACUGUUGCUGAAAAGGAUGCUGGUUUAGCUGCAGAGCACAUAUAUGGCCAUAUGGCUACAGAACAGCUAAGAAAGCGAACAUAUCAAGAGGAAUUAAGGAAACAAAUUGAAGAAAAGCGGCAACUGGAAGCACAGCAAAGGGAAAAAGAAAGAAGAGAGGAGGAAAUUAUUCUGAAAAGAGUUGAACAGCAGCAACUUAGAAUGAAAUUAGAAUUUGAAAGAGAGCAAGCUCAACGCAGACACAAAGUAGAGAAGCGAAUGCAUCAGUUUGAGUCGUGUAAGUCCAGCAAUGAACAAGACAACUGUACACUGAAAAGUAGCAGAUCAAAUAAUGAGAACCAUACUAAAUAUGAAAGCUCUUUGCCCACAAAAAUUGAAAAAAUUAAACAUUUGCCUCAGGGAGUGACAGACAAUGCAGAUUUUUCAAAUGAAUGUGACAGUGCUUUUAACAUCAUUGUAGAUAAUAAUAAUGGCAACUAUGUAUCAGUUCUUGAAGUGUGUCAAACACAAGAUAUUUCAAAUAACACUAGAGAUGGAUCGAAGUAUAAAAAAACUGAAAGACCUUGUUGGACUGAAAGAAACUGUGCUCCUGGUGCUACAGACAGUGACAUAACACAUGUACCUGACAAUUUAGGCUGUAUCAAACAAAACUCAUCUCAGGAAACAAGUAUGGGCCCUUCAGAAACUAGUGUGGAGGAUUCUUGCCAAUUUUCAUUAGCAAAAUUGUCUUUCAAUCCGGAGAUUUCCUCACAUGUAAGAAUGGAUACAGAGACUGCACAAAGGAAACGUCCAGUACCAACUCCAAGAACUAAAUCACUCAGUAACAGUUCCAGAACUAUCAGUAAUUCUGCACCCAAGUUACCUAGUGACCAGAGCCAGAUCUACUCAACAGCAGUUACGGCUGAUAAAGAAAAUCUUAAUGAUUCACUACCAAUUCCAAUACUAGAAGAGGCAAAUAGUUUUGGUUAUGAUAGCAGUGAAACUCCAGGUACUGAUAAGGUGAAGAGUGCAGCACUGUUGAGAACUGAAGCCAAAUGGAAGAUUCCUGCUGUUCAGAAGAACAUAAUACAGGCAGGAGACAGUUGUAGAGACAAGUACCAUGGCCGCAUUCUAACCCAACUAGGCGCUUUCAGGAAGCAGUUACAGUUAGACCAACUGAGAUUGGAAGAAAAGGUCAAGAUUGUGAGAACACAGUCUGAUGCUUAAAAGCAAAAUAAAUUGUUGUUUGUUAUGGAAUGCUUUAUUUAUCUUGCACAAAAAAAGUUUAAGACCAAAGAAAAAUCCUUUAGUAUGCACUAUAAGUACUGAUUUAGAAUUUAAAUAUGCCCCCUAAUGUAAAUGCUUCUACUUCUUUAUGACUGACAGUUGCAAGAUUUUUCAAAAGACAUAUUUAAAUAGGCCUACUGUUUUGUAUUUCUGGCUCCAUUCUUCCUAUUCCCAUCCUUAGUGAUAUGUUAUUUUAAAUGUGUUUAUGUGUGUUGUUAUAAAUGUAACUGUUAAUGCUGGUUGUUACGCUAAGGAUAUGAGAUUAUAUAAUUACUUGGAUAUUAUGACUGUGGAAAUUCUGGUCUGAAAUUAUUGGGCUUGAUUCUUUAAGAUUAUGUGUGAAUGGAAACAGACACAUUGCAUGCAGGUACUUCACUAAUUGUAGUUGUAGAUAAGUAUAGCUCUUGCCUUCAUUGUAUAUGAAAACUAUUACAGUAGUCAACGUGAAAGUCAUUUUUUCUUUGUGUUAUUGCAGUCUUCACACUGUAUCUGCAUAUUGAUGUGAUAUUGUCUGCUGAUAGGUGUUCUCUGCUGAUUUUUGAAGAGACACUUGGCAAUGUUUUGCAUCAGGGAAAACUUUUUACUGAAAUUAGUAAAAACUGACAAGGGGCUAAUUAAGUGCAUAGAAUAGUUUUAAAGUGAAUCACCAUCAUUAACAGCAAGGAGUGAUGAUAAAAUUCGGAGUAUUAUAAGUUAUACCUUGAUCAUGACUUUUUAUCAGUUCAGCCAUACAACUGUGGUGCAGGAAUAUUGAAGGAAAUAAGUCUUCUGCACUAUGUUUGUGAGCUCAUAGUAGUGCCCCAACCUUUCAUUCAGGAUAUCUGCCUUUUCUGUGGAGGAUGUGAAGUGACAGAAAUUGUGUUUUGUCAUUGUUCUCCUCAUACCUAUGUAGUUACUUUGAGUAUGCUGUCAUUGUGACCUGCCUUCCACCCUUUUCCACAUUUCUCUUCCUUUUUGCCGUAUUUCAAAGAAGCUGAAUGACAUGGUAUAGUGAUUUAUAUCUGUUGUUAGUGUUCCAGAUAUAAAUGAUAUAAAUUUUCUGUCGUUUCCCCAGAUUGCAUAAAUAAAUGACAGCAUGGGUCCUUUGAAAAGGACAUGGCCAAUAUCCUUUCUUAAUAAGAGUUUCUGCUCCAUCUCUUCCUCUGUCUUCCUUUCCUUCAAAGAAAGACAAUUUGAUCCCUAAAUUCAAUGUAUCUCAGCUCUACAGUGAUUCCUUAAUUUAAUUUGAGGUCCAGGAUUUUAAUUAUUUAUGUUGAAAUCAUUUAACAGUAUCAGAAAAGUCUCUCUGGGUUUGUGAAUGAUAUAAUGUAGGUUUGUAAUGUAAGUGAAACAUUUUGUGCUGAAAUUCAUUUAAGAAUUCAUUCUGUUAGAAACAUGUACAUAUUGCUGUGAACAUUUUCUGUCAAGUGUUUGAAAAAUUUAAAAAUAUGGACAUGCAGUGAAAAUAUAAAUAUGAAGCCACAUGUCAUUUCUGUACAGGAUGUAAGGUGAUGGACAUUGUUUUGUCAGUGUUGUUCUCCUCAUACCUAUGAAGUUACUUUACGUAUGACAAUGUUGUGUCCUAUCUUCCAGUUUGCUACCAUUUCUCACAUUUCUGUUUCUGGUUUGUAUCUUUGAAAAAACUUCGCUGGUGAACUGAGGUAUUAUGCUGUGAAAACACACUGGUUUUUUUAUACCUGUUUUCUGGAAAGAUUGGUGUACACCUACCACUUUCUUCCAUUUGUAAUAUUUUUUGUGCAUUGGAUUUACUUCAGUCAUCUCAUAAAUAAUUGCUAGGCACUAUGUGUUCUUUGCCAAUUCCUUCAUAUUUUCAAACACUAGUGUUACAGUUUUAGUACAUAUGUGUAUUUGUGGAAAGCUGUGGUGUCCUUACAACAAGAGUUUGUACCUUACCAUUUUUCAUCGUUUUGUAUAUGUAAUAUUUAUUAGCUAUAAAUGAAAUAUAUUUAUUUGACUGUAAGUAUCCCCCUAUUAUUUUAAAUAUGAUGUGUUCUUCCAAACAAGUCCAUUCUCUCUCUCUCUCUCUCUCUCUCUCUCUCUCUCUCUCUCUCUCUCUCUCUCUGUGUGUGUGUGUGUGUGUGUGUGUGUGUGUGUGUGUGUGUGUGUGUGUGUGUGUGUGUGUGUGUGGUAAAGUUGUUGUAUGUGUAUUUUUAAUUUUUAUUUACAUCCUGUUGAUUGUAAUCUUGUACCUGGAGGAAGAGUAAUGCAGACAAAUGAGUUACAUGUUAUGUCACAUAUUUUAUGUAUGGUAAGAGAUUUCGAGACACAGAAUCAUCUGUGUUCACAGUUGUACCAUUUUAUUUUCAGACAGUUCCUUGCAUUUUUAAGGCCUUCAAAUGCUCUGCUUGACACUGUGUCUUUUGUGUAUUUAAAGUCAGUAUUUGUGGUAGAUAUCCCUAAAAGAUAAUACUUCUGUUAGUAUCCAAUUUUUACAAAAGGAAUAAAUUUCUGUAUCCAUUGCCUUCUAUUGAGAAACUUGAUGUUUCUGCUGGAGAUAGGGUUGUAUUGAUCCCCAUGUGGACUCGUAGCAUUGUAUCUGCUUACUUAACAUUGCAACUAGAACUCUGACACAGUGAUGACAACCAACUCGAUUUGUUCACUGAUGUUCCUUUCUGUAGAACAGAAAAGAAGCUGUCACACAUACACAUAUCAGCUGUACACAAAGCAAAAAAAUACAAACAAUGUUUGUGCAAAGCAAUACUGUUUAAUGUAACAGACUUUGUCUGAUAAUAAAAGCUAACAUUCAUAGGUUCUGAAAACGCCUAGCCCACCUUGUCACAGACAAAACUUUAGAGAACCUGACUGAAAGACCUGAAAAGUUAUCCUAAGACUAGCACAACGUUGUAGAUAAAAUUUAAUAAUUAUUGGAUCACUUUUUUUUUCCCCUCCCCUUGGGAAGCGUUCAAGAAAUUUAUGGAUAAAACUGAUAAGAGUUUACCAAAUAAGGUUUUCCAAAGCAAACCUCCUGCAAAUGAAGGACAAGUCUGUGAGUGGGGAGGACAGUGACUAAAUAUAUGGAAUAUUUGUAGAGGGCUGUGAACAAAAAAACAGUUUACACAUUUCAUGAAAUUAAUUUAGUAAUGUCGUAGCAAAGCAAGAAAUAUUACACAAGUUGUCCUCAUCACAGAAUGCUGUGACCUCACGAACCAGGUGUGUCUAUCCACGACGGCUUCCAACUUCUCUUUGAGCUUGCUGAGAUCUGCUUGAUUUGAUCUGUUCACUUGCUCGCUGCCUUUUCCCUUGGUGUGUUGCCCUCAAUCUUAUUAUCCAUGAUUAUUUUUUCUAGAUUUUCUCCAUCUCUUCUCAUAAUGUUGUUAAAGAACUGGAGGUUUAGUUGGUUAAUGUGAGAAGAAAGGCACAUAGAGAUACUGAGUUGCUCAGUAAUGGGCACUUUCAUUUUUCUUCCAGUCAAUUUUAUGCACAACUUCCUGCAUCAGCAGUAAAGUUCAAACGCAUCAAUAUGCCGCUUGUCUUUUGUCUUGAGGAUUUAUAUUUAACAAGUGUUGCAAGAAGCCAGACCUCUGUGGUAUUUAUCAUCACACUUUUCUGCCAGAUCUUACUGAGCAACUUCAUAGCCACUCAACCUAGCAUGAUCUGACGUCUUGUCUUCACAGCUUUGCACAUCACUGAUAGUUGACCCGAGAUAGAUGAAAGAAUGCACAACUUCACGUUCCUUUAAUUCCAUGAUUUCCAGUUCCUUUAACUGACCUUUGAGUUGGACCAGUGCUAUUGGUGCAAUUAUCAUUAGUUUGGAUUUGCUGAGAUUGAUAUCUAUAGACUAAUGUCCUUUACUUUUGUGAGUAACUCAGCAAGUUUAUCCUCAUUACUGGUUAAAAGUAUGGUGUCACCAGCAGAACAGAGGUUUAGUCCAACCACCAAGAGGAUUCCUAAUGAUAUCUUAUGUGUAUUGUAUGGUCGUGGGCGUAGGACACAACCCUGUCUUACACCAUUUGAUACGCUGAAGAAAUCAGACAUGCCAUCCCUUGUCUUCAUAGCUUCAUGGUUAUUAGUGUAUAGACUUCUGAUCAGUGGUGUCAAAUCUGGUGGAGACUGAACUCUGCAGGCACCUGCCACAACUUUUCCCAGGCAAUACAAUCAGAGGCUUUCGUAGAAUUAAGGAACCAGAUGAAUACAGGAACACAGAACUAUUGCAAUUACUCGAUUAUGUAUUAUACAUGAGAAUCUGUACAUCAGUGUCUUUUACUUCAACAAAACUCGCUUGUUCUGUAUAUAUGAGAGAUUGAAUCCACAGCUUCAAGUGCAAAAUUUUGGGUGCUUGGAAUGUGAGAGCAAUGGUUCAGUAGUUGGAGCAGUUCUUGAUUGACCAUUUCCUGUGUAGGGGGAUGUGGUGAAAGACUUCGCCCAGUCUUCUGGCCGCUCCCCAGUUUCUCAUAUGCUUGUACGCGAGGAAUGCAGCACAUCGAUAUCUUCCUGCCCCAUUUUUUUUUUUUAUUUUGUCCCCAGAUAUACUGUUCUGUACCAGGGGAUUUAGUUCUUCAGAAGUUGAAAUGUUUAUUAACAUGAUCAUGAUCUUGUACAAUUUCUAGCCACUAGUAAGGUCUCCUUUAAACACAAGCCUCUCCAUGUACUCUGGUAUUCUCCUCUCUCCAAAUGCUUUAUUCGACUCCUGUAGCAACUUGUUUCUUGGUCUCUCUCUUGCUCUCUUGGCUUCCAUCUGCAUCUCACGCAUCUUACUAGACAUCAUCGCCUCGUCCAUUCUUUUCACAUGCACUUAUGAUUUAAAUCUUUUUUCCUCACUAUUAUCCUGCGAAGGUUCUUCGUAUGUUAUCUCCCUAGCCCAACCAUUUCUUUCCUAAAUCAUAUACAAAACACUUUUUAACACCUAUCUGACUUCUCAGUAAUUUCAUUUCAUUUGCUUGCUUGUUAAUUUUUCCUGUUGCCAUCACGACCUGGUUUUUCCAGUAUACAUCAGAAUUCGUAUGUAACAUGUUUCACAACAAUAUUGAAAUGUUAAAUUCCUACUCAUCACAUAGAGGUGAUGUUGAUUCAUAGACAGGCUUAAUGAAAAAGGAUGCUAGAAAUAUUCUGCUAUUGGACUAAGUCCUUCAUCGGAUAUAGAAAACUUGCACACAUUCAUUAAAGCACAACUCAAACACAUACGGUACCUGUAGUCUCCAGGUGCUAAGGCCUUAGCACCAAAGAGAAGAUGUGGCCAGAUGUAAGAGUUGUGUUUGUGUGAAUGUGUGUGAGUUUUCUAUGUCGGAAGUGGAACUUAGUCUGAGAGCUGAAUAUUUCUAACAUUAUUCUUCAUUGUGACUCAGUGCUUCCUCCUGUGUCACGAGUAGCGGUAUGUGCUUUCUGUAUUGUUAUUAUUCCAUUCUGAAUCUUUAUGUCGUUCCUCUCACACUCCUAAAGCUAUCAACUGGCCUCUCACAUUAUCUCUUUGUCAUUUCUUCCAUUUUGGAAAGUGCUGAAAAAUUGUUGUUGCUUGUUUAUAAACUGUCAAAAAUUUAUAUGUAGAUUGUGUAACUUGUCCACAGAUGAAUGAAAUAGUCCAGUAGAUUCAACAUAUAUUUCCAGUUUGUAUGUCUGACCUGUUACAUAACUUUUGUCAUGUAAAUACUUUAAUGACAAUACAUCUGUACAGUAGGUGUGUAAAACACCACAUCCUGCCUUCAUAUAACUCCCUUAUGUACUUUAUUGUAUUGCUAAUUGCCUCCAUCCUGUCCAGUCUGUGGGAAUUUGUGUUCUGUGGAUGGCCGUGAUAUAACUUUAAUUAAUGAAUGAUAUUAACAACUAAUAUUUAUUUGUACAAAAUACUUCUGAGGAAUCACAUCUUCUACAGCAGCUCCCUCUUUAUUACAGAAGUUACAAUUUUUUUGCAUUAUUAACAGCUGAUAUAAGUUUAUUCAUAUCAAAGCUAUGUUCAUGCUACAGAAAUCAUGCAAAUUAAAUUUUUCUGUCGAUAAGUUGUUGGUUGCUGUUUAACGUUGUUUUGAAUAGUCCUCUUCGGAAGCUUUUUUCUAUGCUUCCAUCCACCCCCAGUUUUACAGUAAUCUAUCCAGUCCACAGUCUUGGUGAAUUCUUAUUUAUUAUUGUUACUUAAUAGAGUACAUUUCAGCAUCACAGUUUUAACAUGAAAAUUAAUCUCAGUUAAUGUAUAUGAUGAAAAAGAAGUUGUUUCUUAUUUUUUGCACAUAUUGUAAGUGGUUCUGAUCUAUCUAAUAGUGCAUGUAACGUCAUAAAAAGAGACCCCCCUCUCAAAUAUCCUGCCCAUAUCUCAUCAAGAACAAAUGACAUGGGUAACUACAGUACAUCGAUUUAUUCUGUUGUGACAGUAAAGAGUAGUAAAUCCAAAGUCAUGUGCAUGUUGACACGAAGCCACAAAGAGCAUCUGUGUACAAACUGCUGAAAUAGUGGCAGUUGUAUCUUAGUUAGUACUACAGAUACAGAAACAGGAAAUUGUAUUUUAAGCUUUUGCACCCUUAUAAACACAUGUGCCGAGCUACUGCAAAAGCCAAGAAAAUAUCCUGGAACGGGGGAGAGAACGGGUGCCAGAUGCUGAUGAAGUAAUUAAGUGUAACUGCAAGACUGAAAUUUCCUGUCUCUUCUCACACCAACAGAAAUGGUCUCUGGGUCUCGAUCACAUACUUGUUUCUCAUCCUCUGUCCUAUCUUACACUGCAUAAGUGCCUUGGCUCUUUCAUCCUCUUGAGGUCACUAUUUCACAGUUUUCUUUCUUCUUUCCUUCUUCUUCUUCUCCUCCUCCUCCUCCUCCUCCUCCUUCUUCCCUGUAUCAUUAUUAUGAAAUUACAUUUCAGUCUUACAGCUUUCUUUUGCCUUGCUCAAUUAUUAUAUCAUAAUUUACUUCUCUGUGCUCCUCUUGCACCACAACGUUUUUUUGUUUGCAUAAGAUCUUCAGUUUUGAGUUUUGAUCUGUUAAUUAAUUUUAGCUAUUGAUUAUGCCCUGAAAUUGCAGUAUCAUCUUGUACAACUCAUUCAUUGUUACUGUUAUGCCUUAACUGUAAGUCUCUUGAUAUGAGAAUUUAUGGGUGGGAUUUGCUCUUUUGACUUACUACGUAAUGUUGUAUAGAUGUAGGCAGUACAUUUUCUGUACAGCUAUCUAUCUGAUGUCAUCUAGUUACCAGAUCACUUGAAAAUUAUAUUUAGUUAUGUGGUAAUUAGAAAUUUUCACAUGCAGUGAGUAAUUGUUGGUGCUAAUCGUGCCUAGAAUCUAUAUUCUUCAUAAACUAAAUCUGAUGGUGCUUUAUAUUUGCUAAUUAACAUUUUUAUAGUCUUUAAGCAUUGUUGUGUUACGUAAAAUAGAAAAGUUCAAUGUAAAGCACUCUCUCUUUCGUGGCUCGAAAUAAAACCUAUUUUAAUUGAACUAAGAAAGUAUAUCAGAAAUUAAAGAUUAAUUUGUUUAGAGCUGUUCAGACAUAAUUAUUGUAAACAGUAUUUUAAGUCAUGUGUGAAAUAUUUUUGUAUGAAAUAUUAUCCACAAUUAAAAUUAUUUUCAUAAAUAAUGCAUUUAGCUGGACAUAUGAUCUGUAAAUUUAAACCAUUUAUGAAGAGCAGAAUGUUUAAAUCGCUUGCUUUGUUAUUUUCUUGUUCUCAAUAGAAACUUAAUAAAGCAGCAGAAUAUUUACUAAA